Molecule: messenger RNA, 5575 nt
Organism: Syngnathus typhle (broad-nosed pipefish)
Lineage: Eukaryota; Metazoa; Chordata; Actinopteri; Syngnathiformes; Syngnathidae
Gene: cc2d2a
Product: coiled-coil and C2 domain containing 2A
Exons: 40
Coding region: 218-5299 (1693 amino acids)
Biological process (GO): protein localization to ciliary transition zone; non-motile cilium assembly
Cellular component (GO): ciliary transition zone
Source: RefSeq, a predicted model, not a curated record
ACUACUGUCGGACCACCGGAGGAUUAUGAAGUCGCUUAAAUGUUUGGUGUGUUAAAUCCAGAACGCCUUGAGAUUAAAUAUGUAUUUCGGAAUCAUAGCACGGGAAGAAGAAGUUUUUUAAAGAGUCCAGUACACCCACAUAAAAGUGAUAUAAUGGAACAAACAGUUGGGAUGUCUUAAUCCCAUUUCAGCGUCAAAGAGAUCCACUACGGUCGCCAUGGCUUCCCCGAGCGCCAUCCGAGAUAAACUCCGCAAGCAGCGGCGAUCCUUGCAAGAAACCUUGGGGAAACUCAAGCAUGAGAGUGACGACGAGCAGGCUCUGGUUCCGUCUUCCAGGUUGAGUGAAGAGUCGCUACACUCAACAAUGAAGGAUCCGCAAAGGAGCGAAGACGACCCUGGAGAAACCCUCAAGCAAAAAUUACGGGCCCAGAGACAGAUGAGAAGGAAAAGGCUGUUGGAGCAGAUUUCCGCUCAGGAGUUGCCCAGUGAUGAUGUGGAGGAGAUUUCCAGUGCUCGGGACCUCAGUGAAGAUGAAGGCCCUUCAAACAGGACCACAGAACCUUCAGGAACGAGCCUCGCCUCCAAAGCUUCAGAGAGUCGCACCUCGCAGCAGUUCGACCGCUUCGUGACGCGACGUUUGGAGGAGAAGCUGAAAGCAGCUAGGUCGCAAGGCGAGAGUCUCCAGCGUCAGGAGGCGUCGGCGACCGACGCCACUCGCCUGCAGAGCCUCCGAGACAGAUCGACAGUCAGGUCUGACAGAGAGGCGGAUUCGGAGGGUGAUUUCAGCGCUCAUCUUGUUCCUCAGGGAGCCAGCACCAGGGUAAAGUUCCAGGAGACCACCCAACGCGCGGAAAAGGAGCGGCCAACCAGCGAGGAGGCGUACAACUUUUUCACGUUCAACUUUGACCCGGAGCCGGAACCUGAGCCGGAACCUGAGCCGGAGCCCGAGCCGGAGCCCGAGCCGGAGCCAAGCACGAGUGGAAAGACUCGGAAGCAGAGGAAAACGGGCGAGGACAGCAGCCAAGCGCUGGACGAGACUGAAGAACAAAGUCAGGACCAAAACCAGAACGAGGAAGAGCCGCUCAUGCAAGACGACGGCAACGUGUUUGUCAUCGAGCAAACGUCCAAGGACUUUGUGGAAGUGAAGAGCGCCGAGUAUAUCGGCUUGCGGGCGCUCACUCUGCGCCACCGCCCGCUCGUCUACACGCCGAGCUCCCGGACGGUGCCGAUCUCAGCGAAACUACCGGAGAACAUGAGGCCUCGCUAUCUGGAGGAGGAGGGUCUUUACGUGGGCGAGCGGCCUGUGGUGACGCCCACCAACGAGAACAUUCUGGAGAACCGCAUUUUGAAAAUGGAAGAGGGAGGCAAGUGGUUCGGAGAUGACGGCAGGAUCAUCGCUCUGCCGGACCCCAUCAAGGAAUCGUCUACCAGGCCGCCGCUCUUUGAUAUGGAAGACGACCUGGACCCAGGCCUGCAAACUGUGUACAGGAAGCCACUCAAUUGCAAGCACACGCAACAGUUCAUCAGCGACGCACCGGACGCUGAGGGAGGCUACCAGCUGGAUGUGGACGUGUCGGGACUCAUCUUCUCCCAUCACCCGCUCUUCAGUCGCGAGCACGUGCUAGCAUCGCGUCUGGCACAGCUGUUCGACCAGUACCUCAACCGACAGCGCAGCAACCUCGCCGAGCACCUCACCGACAAGUUGAACGGGUUGAGGAACACCAUGAGGAACAUGCUGGAGAUCCACAGCGAGCAGAACCUCUCGCAAGCCCUGCAGCAGAGGAUCGUGGAGUACAGCGUGGAGGUCAGGAACACGAGGCUACUACGGGACGGCGAGCAGGAGAAGGACAGGACGCUGCUGAAGAACCUGAUCAAAGUCUGGAAGGAACUCAAAGCCCUCAGAGAGUUUCAGAGGUUCACCAACACGCCUUAUAAGCUCUACCUAAGACGGGAGAACGUGGACCGCGAGACGGACGAGCGCAACUACGAGAAGGACAUUUUGUCCGAGGUGUGGGAGCUGGAGGCCGAGGGUGAGGUGGACUACCAGAGCAAGAUGGCCGAGUACAAGAAGCAGCUGGAUGAGUGGAAGGCCUGGAGGAGGAAGCAGAAAUCCAAGAAGAAGAAGCGAAAGAAAAAGAAAGGGCAAAGUCAGGAUGAAACAGAAGAAGAAGAGCAGGAAGUGAGCGAAUCUGAGGGGCCCGACGAAGAAGCGCCCCCCAGGCCGGUGCCACCGCAAAAGUUGGACUUUGACAUCAUCGAGCAGCAGGUGCGCGAGAAAGCGGCCAGGUUACGCCGCAGGCCGGGCGAGGCCAUCCUGCUUCCCGAGCUGACCGCCUCCGGAAGCAUCUCGGAGGCGGAGCUCUGCCCCAGGGGCGAAGUGGCUCGACGGGAGGACGUCGCCAGACGCUCCGUUUUUAUCAAGAUUCUGUACAACGACAAAGAAGUGACACAGACCAACAGCCGCGCGCUCACUUCCGACUUCAGAGUGCAUUUUGGGGAGAUUUUCAACCUGAAGAUUGUCAACUGUCCCCGAAGCAUUACCUUACAGGUCUUCGAGGAGGCGGGCUCGUCGUGGUCGCUCCUGGCACAAGUCUACGUGCCGGUGCCACAUUCCUCGGUAUUGCCGGCCAACGCCUCCAUUGAGGAGUUUGAGUUCAGUAGCAACCAGAGGGUGAUGUUUGACCACGAGGGCGUGGGAAGCGAUGUUCCACUUUCCUUCACGGCCGAGGGCAGCGACAACGUGAUCUUGCUGACCUCUGGUAAGGUGUCGUGCUGCGUUUCCUGGGGCGUCGACGAGGAUAACGUGCCGCUGGCGCCUCCCGUGUCUCAGAAUCCCGCUGCCCUGCACAGCCAUUUUGACGGCAUCUCUCGCAUCGAGUCUUCUGGCGAUGUCAAAAAAAUCGGCGAGUGGGCCUUGCAAUCUCGACUGGACCCCAACGAUCCCAAAAAUGCCUCUAUCAUGCAGCUGCUUAAAGUGGCCAGCAGCGGCGAGGUGAUGACUUCUGAUCACUUCCGUCUGGAGCAGCUGCAGGAGGAGUUCAACUUUGCCAGCGACGAGGAAUUGGCGCGCUCCCGGCGCUUCCGCUUGCUGGCGCUCCGGAACCAGGAGGUGCCCGAGUUUCGCAACUACAAGUGCGUCCCCUCUCGUGAGAGAGAAAUCACAGAAAAAGUCUUUCAGGACUACGAGAAGAGGCUGAAGGACGGCGAGAUCAUCGACACCAAAGAACAUCUGGAUUCCCAUCGAGCCUUGGUGGCCAACUACCUCCAGAAGAUCCGUGAGGCGGUCAUCCAUAGGUUCCUCUUGGCCAGCCAUCACUUCCUGCUGUCCGACAUGGUCGUCGAGGAGGAGAUGCCGUGUUUUGGGAGAACACUUUUACAAAGAGUGACACAUCGCCACCUUCGAGAUGGCAGUGAGUUUUUAGAGCGGAGGAGUCCCGAGCCAAUAAAACUGACUUGCAGGGCAGACUUGCUGAUGAUUCUGGGCCUCAGCCUCUUCCACCUGGCUGAGCCCAAGCGUCCUCUCAAGCCUCAGAGGAAGGAGAGGAAGAAAGUGACGGCUCAGAACCUGUCCGACGGAGACAUCAAGCUAUUGGUCAACAUCCUGCGGGCCUACGACAUCCCCGUACGCCGCUCGCAGAACAAUAAAGCAGGACACUUGGCACAAGGCGCCACCCAGACCAGCGACUGGUUCAUCAACCAGGUCCAGGUGAGGCCCUUCGUGGAAGUUUCCUUCCAGCGCAACGUCUUCCAAACCACCACCGCCGACGGGCCCAACCCCUGCUGGAACGAGGAGCUGAAGCUGCCUUUCCGUGCACCAAAUGGAGACUAUAGCAUCGCUAGCUUGCAGUCGGUCAAGGACGAUGUCUUCAUCAACAUAUUUGAUGAGGUGGUUCAUGAAAUUGGGGUGAGUGACGAAGACAAAGGCAAAUCGCUGCACACUCGAGUGGAGAAGCACUGGCUGGGAUCUGUCAAGAUUCCCUUCAGCACCAUCUACUCGCAGUCCAGGAUCGACGGCACAUUUAAGGUGAACAUGCCGGCCGUGCUGCUGGGCUACAGCAAAGAGCGCAUCCACAGUGCCGCCGGCGCCUACGAGGCCAUGCAGAGCCUGUGCCAGGGUGCCUUCAUCACGCUCUUCAUCACCAUCGAGCCUCAGCUGCUGCCCGGCGACUCCAUCAGGGAGAAGAUAAAGGAACUAAAGUUUGACAGCCAGGAGGACGAGCGUCUGCUGCAGGCAGCCGGGCGCUUUGAGCGCGUGGCGGCCGCCGAGUUCCCGGGACGGAUGUGCACCACCACGGUGGUGGACCUCAGCGGCAAGACGGUCUUCAUCACGCGCUACAUACGGCCGCUCAACCCGCCGCAGGAAUUGCUGGCCCUCGAACCCCAGGAAGCCACGGCUCAGGUGGCGCACUUUGUGUCGCUCAUCCCGUCUCUGCCAGACAGAGUUUCCUUUGCUGGCAUCUGUGACCUGUGGAGCACCUGUGAUCAAUUCCUUACAUUGCUGGCUGGAGAUGAAGAAGAGCACGCCGUGUUGUUGUGCAACUACUUCCUGUUCCUUGGCAAGAAGGCCUGGCUGGUUAUCGGCACUGCCAUUCCGGAGGGUUCCAGCGCGUACGUGCUGACGCUAGAGCAAGGCCGCUACCUGAUCUGGAACCCCAGCAGUGGCCAAUACUACGGACAGUACGACACCUUCUGUCCCCUGCAGGCUGUCGGCUGCCUUGUCAAUGCUGACAACGUCUGGUUGAACAUUCAGGAGCACGUUUCCCCCAUGAGGAUAAGCUUCGAUGUGAGCAGAGCCAAUGGCUGGAGGCCCUUUUUUACGCGCUCUUUCGCACAUCCCGGACUUUCCAGUGUGCAGCCAGAAGAACUAGUGUACCGACACUCUGACAAAGUGACCGCAACAGAGCUUCAAGACAGGUUGGAGAAGCUGCUGCGUGACAAGCUGAUGGAGUGGCGCCCCCACCGACCCACGCGUUGGAACCGCUACUGUACCACUGCCCUUAAGCACUUCCUGCCCAGCCUUGAGCAGAGCGCCAGCGGCCCGGGGGGCGGCGCCAGCCGUGACAUGGCCGAGGCUCACCGCCACGAGCUGCAGAGCCUGUUGGGUGACAACAGAAUUUCAGGCUUUCCGCUGCACAUGGCGUUCUCUGAGGUUGCCCCCGUGGUGGAGGCGGUGCACAGCACAGGGGUGCACACCAUUCAGACAGCCAACGUGGAGUUCGCCCUGGCCGUCUACGUGCACCCGUACCCCAACAAUGUGCUGUCCGUCUGGGUGUACCUCGCCUCACUUGUGCGCUCCUGAUGUGGUCAAUAACAAGAUAUAGUAGCCCUGCCUCCAACAGCAAAAUCCACGAGUAACACAGAAAGGGUUUCAUUGCCAUCAUAAUCAAUUACUAAUUGAUUAACUGAUGGUGUAGUGGUACAUCCGCCUGUCUUGUUUGCAGGCACCAUGAGUUUGAUUCCCACAUAUGACGGUGUCAAAGUCAGCUUUAUUGUCAAUCUCUCCACAUGUUAAGACAUGUUAAAAAAAUCUCUGCUGUAAAUGGUUUUCUGUAUUAAAAAUAGAAUAUUAGUAUGA